AGAAAAUGACCAGAGCCUGCUGGGACCUGAACCAGAGAUGAGAUUUUUAUGACACAGUAUUGUCUGCAUCUCCAUAAGAAGUCAGAAGCGUCAGAAAACAGUCUCCUGGUCUAAGCUGCUUGAGUGGACUGAUCCAACCGUAUUAAGGGCCUUUGAGAACCAAAUUCUCAGGCACUUCUGAGGGGAGUUGAAUAGACGGACACCUGUGGGUGACCUGACUUUAUUAUGGAACCUGAGGACUUUGAUUCUGAGGACAAAGAGAUACUAAGCUGGGAUAUUAAUGAUAUGAAACUACCACAGAAUGUGAAAAAGACCGACUGGUUCCAGGAAUGGCCAGAUUCCUAUGAGAAGCACAUCUACAGCUCAGAGGACAGGAACGCGCAGCGGCACCUGAGCAGCUGGGCGAUGCGCAACACCAACAACCACAACUCGCGCAUCCUCAAGAAGUCCUGCCUGGGCGUGGUGGUGUGCAGCCGCAACUGCUCUGCCGAAGAGGGGCGCAAGAUCUACCUGAGACCUGCCAUCUGUGACAAAGCCCGGCAGAAGCAGCAGAGGAAACGCUGUCCCAACUGCGACGGGCCUCUCAAGCUGAUUCCUUGCCGAGGCCAUGGGGGCUUCCCGGUCACCAACUUCUGGAGGCACGAUGGACGCUUCAUAUUUUUCCAGUCAAAGGGAGAGCAUGAUCAUCCAAAACCAGAAACCAAGUUGGAAGCGGAGGCAAGAAGAGCGAUGAAGAAGGCGCAGACAGCGUCUUCCUCCGUCUCCCUAAAGCUGAAGGGAGGCCCAGAGACAAAGUCUCUUCCAGGGGAAGCGCAAACUUGGGGAAGUUUGCCUUUAACUUGGUCUUUCCAGGAAGGCGUCCAAUUGCCUGGUAGUUACAGUGGACAUUUAAUAGGUAACGCGCCCCAGCAGAAGUCCCUGAAUGAUUGCUUAUCCUUCUCCAAGGGUUAUGGUUUGGGGGGAACCACUAAUCUGGCAGACCCCACUUCCACCUUGGGCCCCAAGCUCUAUGAGAAGUGCAAAUUGUCCAACAGUCGGAUCUGCAACAAUGGGGACCUACUUCAGCCUGUCUCCGGAGUCUUCUCUGACUACAGUGAUCUGCAACCAUGGAAUAAAAACACUGCUUUGGGGAGAAAUCCUCUUAACGACAACUGUUGUCCCAAUUACCCUUUUCCUCUGACCAGCUGGCCUUACGACCUCUCUCCUUCCCAGAACUCUUCAGAACCCUUUUUCCAGCAGAUUCCAGUGGAACCUCCUGCAGCCAAAACUAGCUGUCACCCAUUAUGGCCAAAUCCAGGGGGUGACCUCUAUGAAGAGAAGGUGCAUGUGGAUUUUAACAGCUACUAUCCUCCCGCCACAUGCCACUCACCUCAGGAAGACCCCUUUCUCCUCACCUACACCUCCCAUCCUCACCAUCAAUAUUCGCUGCCAGGCAAGAGUAGCAAAUGGGAUUUUGAUGAAGAAGUGAGGUGCAUGAGUUUGGAUCACUGCAACACGGAAAUGCUUCUAAACCUCUGCCCUCUAAGAUGAUCCAAACCUGAACCCUUGAGCACUGUGAGUGGGAAUAUAAUUUGGUGCAGCCAUUGUAAAAAGCAGUAUGGAGGUUCCUCAAAAAAUUAAAUGUAAAACUACUAUAUAAUCCAGCAAUCCCAC
Ceratotherium simum simum (southern white rhinoceros) is the source of this 1653-nucleotide messenger RNA. RefSeq names its product GCM transcription factor 1 (gene GCM1). NCBI's taxonomy places the organism in Eukaryota, Metazoa, Chordata, Mammalia, Perissodactyla, Rhinocerotidae. Gene Ontology annotation, molecular function: RNA polymerase II cis-regulatory region sequence-specific DNA binding; DNA-binding transcription activator activity, RNA polymerase II-specific. The record is from RefSeq and is a predicted model, not a curated record. Gene Ontology annotation, cellular component: nucleus. Gene Ontology annotation, biological process: gliogenesis; regulation of transcription by RNA polymerase II; cell differentiation involved in embryonic placenta development.